AAACAUCUCCUCAACCUUACACUUUCUAUUUUUUUCCCCUUUUUUUUAAGUAUGACAAUUAGUCCUUGACUUACCAAAAAUACUACCAUUUCCAGAAAUUAAGAAGAUCCAGCAUAGGCACAAUGGCUAGCAUGAAGCUUGGUUCUAAAUCUGAAGCGUUUCACCUCAAUGGCCACUCUUGGAAUUGUUCAUCCGGGCUUGCUAGUGAUGUUACUAUCCAUAUUGGAGAAAUGUCUUUUCAUCUUCACAAGUUUCCGCUGCUGUCAAGAAGCGGGCUGCUGAAAAAACUUAUUGCAGAGUUAAAACAGGAGGAUGGAUCAUCAUCAUUCUGUGUUGUACAACUCGGGGAACUACCAGGGGGAGCCAAAGCAUUUGAGCUGGUGGCGAAGUUCUGUUAUGGCGUAAAAAUCGAGUUGAAUGCGCGCAAUGUAGUUAGCCUAAGAUGUGCAGCUGAGUAUCUCCAAAUGAGUGAUGAAUAUGGAGAAGGAAAUCUCAUCAAUGUAACAGAAGUUUUCCUAAAUACCGUAUUCGCGAGUUGGUCUGACACUAUCAAAACCCUGGAGACCUGUGAAGAAGUCUUGCCUCAAGCUGAGGAGCUUGACAUUGUGUCAAGAUGCAUAAAUUCAUUGGCUAUGAAAGCUUGUUCUGAUCCAAAAGUGUCGAAUAGGCCUGUUUUAGGGGAUGAAAACGAGCAUAGAGAAGGCGUCGAUGGAAUGUGGAAUGGAUUAACAACAUCGAAUCGCUUGCAAGCUACACCUGAUCAGGGGUGGUGGUACAAGGAUUUAUCAUUUCUAAGUUUACCAUUGUAUAAGCGUUUGAUUGUCGCUGUUGAAGCUGCCGGAAUGAGUUCAGAAAACCUCGCGGGAUCCCUGGUUUUCUAUGCUAAGAAAUAUAUUCCGUUGAUGAACAGGCAAUCAAGCUUCAAUGAUGCUAAUCAUUCGAAACCAGGAUCAACGACGUCCACGCCUUCUGAAUCCGAUCAGAGGGCUCUUCUCGAAGAGUUAGUCGAGCUUCUUCCGAAUCAAAGAGGGGUUACACAGACAAAGUUUCUCAUCAGGCUACUCAGAACUGCUAUGGUUCUGCAAACGAGUCCAUCCUGCAAGGAAAAUUUGGAAAAGCGUGUCGGGUUGCAGUUGGAUCAGGCCGCUUUAGAUGAUCUGCUUAUCCCAAACAUGGGAUAUUAUGUUGAAACAUUGUAUGACAUUGAAUGCUUUCAGAGGAUUCUUGAUCAUUUCUUAUCAAUGGAGCAAUCUGUUGCUCCUUCUCCAAGCAUCGUGGAAGAAAACCGAAUAGAUCAUUCAUUGACCUCAAUCACAAUGGUAGCAAACCUUGUGGAUUCAUACCUAGCUGAUGUUGCAACAGAUGUUAACCUGAAGUUCCCGAAAUUCCAAGCCCUUGCUGCCGCGAUCCCUGAUUACGCGAGGCCAUUAUCCGAUAGCAUAUACCGAGCCAUUGACAUAUAUUUGAAGGCCCAUCCUUGGCUAACAGAUUCAGAAAGGGAACAAAUAUGUAGACUGAUGAAUUGCCAGAAACUCUCUUUGGAGGCCAGUACUCACGCAGCACAAAACGAAAGGCUGCCACUCAGGGUGAUUGUCCAGGUCUUGUUCUUCGAACAGCUUCGCCUGAGAACAUCGAUUUCGGGUUGGUUCUUUGUAUCUGAGAAUCUUGACAACUCAAGAGAUCCUCCUAGUGGGGUGAUGUCAAUGGGAAAAAAUGGCGGUUCGCGAAAACUCGGAAGGAAACCUGGCGUUGAUGAGAUGAAGUAUCGGAUCAGGGAGCUGGAAAAAGAGUACAAUAGCAUGAGGAAGGAGUUUCAUAAGUUGUUGAAGAAUUCAAGAAGAGGUUGUAACAUAUUCUCCAGAAGAAGGUCGCAAUAUCCUCAGUCGAAGCCGUAUAAGAUGUAGAUCAUCUCUUCGCUUUCUAGCUGAAUUUCUAAGGUGGCAAUUUAAAUUUAUAUUAUCAGUUUGUUAGGAUUAUGUGAUC
Molecule: messenger RNA, 1983 nt
Organism: Oldenlandia corymbosa var. corymbosa
Lineage: Eukaryota; Viridiplantae; Streptophyta; Magnoliopsida; Gentianales; Rubiaceae
Source: the annotation of a GenBank genome assembly